CAUCUUCGUCAAUGGUCACGCUUCCCCCUUUUAUUCUUUUUCAGUUGCCUCUUCAUACGCAUUUCUAUUUCUCCUCUCUGUCUCUCUCUCUCUUAAAUUCUCUACUACUUACUAUACGAGCUAGGGUUUUGAUUUUUUCACACAGCAAAAAUGGGGCAACAAUCGCUGAUCUACAGUUUCGUUGCGCGAGGAACUGUGAUUCUCGCCGAAUACACUGAAUUCACCGGUAAUUUCACAAGUAUAGCUUCACAGUGCCUCCAGAAACUUCCUGCUUCCAACAACAAGUUCACCUAUAACUGCGAUGGCCAUACUUUCAACUAUCUCGUCGAAGAAGGCUUCACAUACUGUGUUGUUGCUGUGGAAUCUGUUGGGAGACAGAUCCCAAUUGCGUUUUUGGAGAGAACCAAGGAAGAGUUUACCAAGAAAUAUGGUGGAGGAAAGGCUGCUACAGCUGUUGCUAACAGCUUAAACAGGGAGUUCGGGCCUAAACUGAAGGAGCAGAUGCAGUACUGUGUAGAUCAUCCAGAAGAAAUCAGUAAGCUUGCAAAGGUGAAGGCUCAGGUUUCAGAAGUUAAAGGUGUGAUGAUGGAAAACAUUGAAAAGGUUCUUGAUCGUGGGGAGAAGAUUGAACUUUUGGUGGAUAAGACUGAGAAUCUUCGCUCACAGGCACAAGAUUUCAGGACACAAGGAACAACAAUGAGGAGGAAGAUGUGGUUGCAGAACAUGAAGAUCAAGCUUAUAGUUUUGGGGAUUAUUAUUGCCUUGAUUCUGAUCAUAGUUUUGUCAGUGUGUGGUGGUUUCAAGUGUCACUAGUGCGGUUUCUCAUCUUACUAGGCUGGAUGUUGAUUGAAAAUUGUGGCACUUUUGUAGCACUGGCUUGGCAGUUCAUUAUAAUUCUUUUCUUCUUUUAUCGUGAUGUCUUUUGCUCUAUCUUCUCUAUAUCAUGAGACACUUCCUGUAUAGCUUGUAAUGCUGAAUUCUUUUGCGUAUAUUAUUGAAAGAGUCUCCUUCCCAGUUU
Molecule: messenger RNA, 1018 nt
Organism: Solanum stenotomum
Lineage: Eukaryota; Viridiplantae; Streptophyta; Magnoliopsida; Solanales; Solanaceae
Product: vesicle-associated membrane protein 722
Exons: 5
Coding region: 151-813 (220 amino acids)
Biological process (GO): vesicle-mediated transport
Cellular component (GO): membrane
Source: RefSeq, a predicted model, not a curated record